GUUUUUUUCUGGUCUCAAUGCGGAAGAAAAACACGAAGCUCAGAAUUCCUGAUAAACUUUAAUCGGACCUGAGGCGAGUUUCCACGAGACCUGAAGUAUUUGACCUGUCAGGUCAAAAAACAUAACACCAUGUGGCCAAAUCAAGGUCCUCCUCCUCCAGUGGGUCCACCAAACCCUGUCUUCCCACCUGGCUACAACCCUGCAUAUCCUACUGCACCCCCAUCAGGUGCCUUCCCCCAAGCUCCACAUCCAGCGUACCCGGCUGGGCCAUACCCAGCUGGUCAAUACCCGGCUGGCAUGCACCCAGCCAUGGUACCAAAUGCACCUGGAGCGAUGCCUUAUCGACCUCCAGGGGUUUAUCCUGCAGCUCCAGGUGGAUAUCCAGUAGUCCCUCCGGCAGGUGUUCACCCUGGUCCGUAUCCACACUCCCCAAAAGGCCAUAAAGCCCACAAAGGCCACAAGGAUAAACACAAGGAUAAACACAAAGGUCAUUAUCCUGGAGGGUUAAAUCCCAUGGCUGGAGCAUGCGCCGGAGGAUUGGCUGGAAUGGGCAUGGGUUUGGUCGGACAUAAAGCCCACAAAAAAAUGAAGAAGAUGAAGAAGAUGAAGAAAGGACCCAAGGGCUUCAAACAUGGCAAGUCCUCCUCCAGCAGCAGCAGCAGCAGCAGCAGUAGCAGCAGCAGCAGUGACGAAGAGUGAUGUGACCAGUUCAAGACAAGGCUCUCACGGAAAUGUCACUUUACAAAAGGGCAACCUGACUAUUAAAAAUAAACACACUAAAGUCAUAUUUAA
This is a messenger RNA of Epinephelus lanceolatus (giant grouper), 792 nucleotides long. RefSeq names its product proline rich 13 (gene prr13). NCBI's taxonomy places the organism in Eukaryota, Metazoa, Chordata, Actinopteri, Perciformes, Serranidae. The record is from RefSeq and is a predicted model, not a curated record.